UAAAUACUUAAUUAACAUUGAAAUGAUUGUGUUGACGUUUUUAGCUACGUUUCUCGCAAUCGGUUUGGUGAGUUUUGUGAUAUAUUUGAAAUGGUCGUUCACGUAUUGGAUUAGGAGGAAUGUUUUCACAUUUCCCACUUCGCUUCCUUUCGGGAACGCUAAAGAUCAGUUCCUACAAAGGGCAAGCAUUGCCAAAGCCACCGUGGAUAUUUACAGGGAGGUCAAAGCAAGAGGAUUGAGAUACGGUGGUUUACACUUCAUGUUUCAACCAAUUUUCGUUCCUACCGAUCCCAUUUUGCUACGCCAGAUGCUAAGCGUCGAUUUCCAACAUUUUACCGAUCACGUGGACUACGUCAAUGAAUACGACGAUCCGCUCACUGGAAAUCUCUUCACCCUGAGAGGAGCCAAAUGGAAGGCCAUGAGAUCGAAGAUGGCAUCGUUUUUUUCCAGUGGAAAGAUGAAGUUGAUGUUCCAAACGAUGGUCGAUUGUACGAAGGAACUCCCGAACGUCCUGGACGCAGCGAUCCUUAAAAAGGAAGCCGUCGAUGUCAAAGAAAUUUUUAGCAGAUAUACUAUAGACAUAAUAUCGUCAGUAAUUUUUGGAAUUGAAGGCAAUUGUCUAAAGGAUUCAGACUCCGAUUUUAGGAAAUUCGGGAAACUUGCAGUCGCUCCAACAGGAUUAGAUGCCUUUAAGGUUUUCCUGAUACAGAUAAUACCAAACAUUAUGGAAACGCUUAGGGUUACUGUCACUUCCAAAGACGUCGAAUAUUUCUUCAUGAAUAUCGUCAAGCAAACUAUUGCGUUUCGAGACGCUAACAACGUCGACAGGAAGGACUUUAUGCAACUCUUUAUGAAACUAAGAGACGAAGACAUCAAAGCAACCACGAAAACUGAUAACAACGAGUCUCGGGAUGGCGAAACAGUUUAUUAUCAAUGCGGCCUGACAGUUAACGAAAUCGCUGCGCAGGCUUUUAUUUUCUACGUUGCCGGGUUCGAGACAUCGGCAACCACACUACAAUAUCUUCUUUACGAACUGACAGAGAAUCAGGACAUUCAGGAUAAAGUUAGGGAAGAAAUCGAACAGGUCUUGGGGAAACACGAGAAGAAAAUAACAUACGAAGCUAUACAAGAAAUGACUUAUUUAGAUAAGUGCAUUUAUGAAACUUUGAGAAAAUAUCCUCCGGUGCCAGCAGUAACAAGACGUUGCACUAAGGAGUACAAGGUUCCUGAUUCCGAUUUGACCUUAGAAAAAGGAACCGUUGCGAUGCUUCCAAUCUACGGAAUCCAUCACGACCCAGAUUAUUAUCCCGACCCUCAAAUCUUUGAGCCUGAACGAUUUUCGGAGGAGAAUAAGUCCGUUAGACCUCCGAUGACGUUCUUAGCUUUUGGAGAAGGACCCAGAAUGUGCAUUGGUUUAAGGCUCGGGAUACUUCAGGCCAAAGUUGGCUUAGUAGCUGUGCUGAAGGACUACAAAUUUACACUAAAUUCAAGGACUAUAACGCCAUUACAGUUUGAUCCCACCCAGUUUAUUCUUGCGCCCGUUGGAGGAAUUUGGACUGAUGUCGAAAAACUUUAACCGUAAAACCCUUAGCGAAAAUAUGGUUUGGGUUUAAUCUGCAAGGCGCUCUAUGACAUUGGGUAUUAAGCAGGAACGGACUUCUCUACUUUUCGGAAUGUUCGAUGCGUGUCUGUCUGUCUGUUAUGCCUAUGCCCUUGUAGUUUUUAUAAUGUUACAUUAAAUGUUAGUUAAAUUUUA
This is a messenger RNA of Agrilus planipennis (emerald ash borer), 1756 nucleotides long. RefSeq names its product probable cytochrome P450 6a14. The transcript has 3 exons. The record is from RefSeq and is a predicted model, not a curated record. NCBI's taxonomy places the organism in Eukaryota, Metazoa, Arthropoda, Insecta, Coleoptera, Buprestidae. The coding region runs from base 23 to 1576 and encodes 517 amino acids. Gene Ontology annotation, molecular function: heme binding; iron ion binding; oxidoreductase activity, acting on paired donors, with incorporation or reduction of molecular oxygen.